GGGGGUGGGGAGGUAAGGUCAAAGGGAGCCGCAGAAACUGAAACCACACUGCCUUGGGGUAGAGAAAAGAAGGGGAAGCAGAACUGACACCACACUGCCAUGGGGAGAGGAGAAGGGAAAGCAGAAAUAACACUGAACAGCUGAUGGAAACAAAGAUGGGGAAGGAAAACAGAGUUUAUCUAACUUUGGGUGAGCAAAGAACCAACUCCAAAUAGCCUUUGUCAUGCCACACCCACUCUUUGAUGCUUCCUUAACUGUAUGCCAUGGUGAGGAAUUAAUAAAUCAUCUCUAAAGCAAGACAGGCUGAAAGGGUGAACACAUUAACGAGCCAAAGGAAAACUGCAGUGUUUUUUUGUUUGCUGUAUAUGAAAUAGUGUGUAUGUAGCACUGUGAAUGUACACAGCACUUUAUAAAAUUAGAUAAUGUCUGCCCAGAAAAAUUCACUGUUUACUGCUGAAUGUUAAUGAGAUGCAGUGGAUUUCACAUUUUUAAGAGAACUUAUUCUUUAACUAGGUUUAGGGAGACACAGCUUAGAGUCUGGAUGAAUACGUCUGAGGCUGGAAACAGGAAACUUUCGAUCUCUGAUAACCUGCAGAAUUUUUUCACCAGUUUUUUUUCCUAACAGUUCAUUACAUUCUCCAUUUCUAUGGAGUAAUGUCCUUUUCACAGACUAUUAUUUUGAAUUCAUUCUGAUAAGCCUAAUAUGUGCUGUUUGUUUCUCUGUUAAAAUAACUGUUAAAUUGAGAUACAAAGCAUGGAGUUAACCUAAAACAGCUCUUGAAGCUCCUGCUUUCUACGUGUUUUUAUAGGAUUUGCUUUCUUGGUCUUUCUGUUACAGAGAUAAUUACCUAUUUAAAAAAAUAAUAAUCUAAUUUGUGCAGUGAUAUAGUCUAGUAGAUAGCUAUUUCUUUAUACUGCAGUUUUCCUUUAAGGUGGUGUGUACCAGUGCAAAAGCAGGGCUAACAAACUUUCAAAGCAAAGCAUUGAGCCAUUCAGUCUUAUUCCACAUUUUGGUACCAUUAUCUUUUAUACUGAAGGAAAAUUGAACACAACCCUUCAAUCAGCACAAACUUUUUUUUGCACAUGUGAAAUUGCUAGUGCAUUGCUAUAAGGGCCUUAUACCCUGGUUUUAGGGGCUCAAAGGACUUUUGACACUCUGGCCUGAGUUGUUAUAAGAAAUCAGAGUAGAGUCCUGUGUUAUAACCACCAAAACCCACCUCUGUCACAAGAGAAAGUUUACAAUUUCUGUGUGUCUUUAACAAAAAUUCCAUUUACCUCAUAUUUUCUCCUUGUCCUUGUUUCCUUUGUAUUUCCAGUUGUUGAUGCUGUUUCCCAGGGCAUGAGCUAUUGCUGCAGCUUGGGAGUCAGCUGCUAAAUAAUGAAUGUGUGGAGUCAGACAUAGGGUUUGGACUUUCUGUUCUGCUCCAGCAGGAGGAGCACUAAACCCAUCAAGCCGUCAUGUUCAGUCUGUGCACCCACGAGCAGUGGGCUGUUGGGAAUCUCAUGCAUUCCCAUUCUCAAACCUCAGAAGUACAAGGCCUGACCCAUAGCAGAAGAAAAGCCCUUUUCAUUGUUAAAUUGAAAAUCAGUUAGUUGGUGCCUGUAGAUAUUGAUGGCACAUAGGCAAACCUAUCAGUAUUAUUCAAAUUAUUUUGUGGUGGCAAAGGUUUAAAGGCCAGAUUGCCAAAUUUCCCAGUUAUGCUGGCAUGUGGUACCCUUCAAUGUUAUUUAUUUGGAUCUCUCUAAAAACGUGAACACUUAAGUGAGCCAUGUACACUUGAAUUCUACAUGAUGGGAAAGAUGUGUCCUGGUUUUCUGAGAAGAGAGUGUUGGAGUGUGAAGGCCUCCAGGGUGAUAAUGGGAUUUUUUAUAAAUAAUAUACUUUUAAAAAAAAGAAAAAAAAGAAAAAAAUAGUUGGGAGCAGCUGCUCCAGGUGCAACCUGCUGUAACCAAGAAUGUUGUUUCUAUUUUUAUAGAAGUUUUAUACCGCUCCAGGGUGGAGAGUAUUUAUUACCUAAAUUAUUUCACUGGAAAAAAAAAAGGCCAGGGUUUUGUAGAAUCCUGAAUGUGAUUGUUUUACACUCAUAACGAUGUGCACAAUUGAAACUACUGAGUGGCCUGUUUGCAGCCCAACAACUGCCAAAUGGGAGAGAUGAAUGCUGUGAACCAGUGGAGGAGAGCACUGUGCUCUGGGGUCUCUACAGUCACUCUUACCUUCUUUGCACCCUACCCCACUGUGCUAUCUGAGAACUUUGUCUCGUUUUUCUUUUAAUCUGAUGCUCUGGCCGCUUUUAGUAGUCAUUUUAGUUGCCCAAAAUUAGACAUUUUAGCUUUCACAUCCUACAGCUUGUCCUCAGUGCUGUGACUUACAGAUCAAGCUGGGCAUUGUUGCAGGUAGGUGCUUAGGAGAUUGACCUUUACACUGUUUGGUCACUGACUCCUCCCAGACAUAACCACCUUAGACAGGUAACUUGGGCUAGCUCUUGUGCCUUACUGGCAUAACUAUAUUAUAAGUAUUGCCAAAAAGGAAAAAAAAAAAAAAAAGAAAGAAAGAAAAAAGAAAAAAAAAAAGACAACAACUAUGCAGGUUAAAUUCUAAAAUAUGUGAUCCUCAGUUAGUUUGAAUCGAUGUAGUUCUGCUUUCUUCAGUAGAGCUGCAUCAAUUUUCACCAGCUGAAGAUGUUGCCCUUUUUCUGUAUUUGUUUGAGAUUUCCCUUUUUUGGUGUAUCAGUGUAUAUGUUGCCAAAGUUAAUAAAUGUAUCUAGUUUGUGACUUCAGCAGAUUUUUCUUCUGAUAACAGAACCGGUCAGAUAAAGUCAACAUUCCUGUGUCUUUCUGGUGGCUGCUGCUCAAUCUAGAGACUUAGGUUCUUCCCUUCCAGUUCUAAGUCAGCUUUCUUCCUCACUGUCUGUCAGGAAGAAAAGUCUGAGACUGCUGGGAAGGAAGCUUGGGGUUUAUUUUAUCUUAUUUUUAAUUCCUGUCAUGCUCUUAUUCAAGCACAAAACAGAUCAGUCAGCUCUUGGGACCUGAUGGGGGCAAACUGCCCAAAACAAAAAAAUUGGAUUCUGAUUAGUAUCUGAUGUGAAAGGAUAUAUCAAAAUACUUUGAGUAAUGCUUAGAAAUAAGGAAAUUAUCUGCAGAACAACAAUUAAGUAAUAGGAAUUUAAAAAGAAUUUAAAAAGCAUGCUUGUAUAGGCCAGGGACAGAGAUUGGAAGGAAUGUUAAAAAGGCGUGAGAAACAGAAGUACCAAAACCAUUUGGGGGCAAACUUGACUCUCUCUUGAUAUUAUGAUAUUAGAAACUAUCAUCAGAUGUUUCUUGAUUACAGUCUGUUCUUGUGUCAAACACUUUACUCUUGGAUAGCUCAAUAAGGAUCGGAUGAGUUCAAAUAAACUGUAGAGGGAUUGGCUUAAUUAGCCACACAGGCAAAAUUUUCUUUAAACUCAAGCCAAAGAAUCUGAUUUUUUUUUUUUUUUUUACAACAAAGCCUAGUGAGACUUCUCAUGAAAUAGAAUUGCAUGUUACCUGUGUCACCAGAAAAUACUUGAGUAAUUUCUAGGAGCAAGAUGGAAAUGUGUCUGCUUCAUACAUUUCUCUCAGAAGACAUUUGACUUUACUAGAUCUACUGUAAUAAUAUGAAAGUAUUAUGAAUGAUGAAAGUCUUAGUCUGGUGCUACUUAGUAUCUAGUACCAUUGCAAAUGAACUCAUCGAUUCUUCUGCCUCACAGAUUACCAACAGUCCAAAAUUAGAAACCUCCCUAUAAAUUAUUCUUUCCCCUUCUGCAAUACAGGGCUUGCACUGUUAGAAAAUGCCUUUGAUACAUAGUCUUUAAAUUUGAAGUCUAAGCAGAAGAGAAUUGGAAUUUCUCAGAAGUAUGAGACAAUGACAGUGAAUAUCUUUAUAUUUUAAUGAUGAAAUAGAAUCUACAGCUAGUAAAGUAUUCUCUGGAAGGUAGGUACCUCAGAAAAUUUCUGACCUUCAUAAAUCAAUGCAGGAAAAAGUUUUAAAUCUGAAUAACGAGUUACACAUUGUGAUGGUUUUUGCUUGCAUCAUACAGCCAACUGAAGUGUUUCUUGUUAAUAGUUGUGAGGUAGGGAUGGGCAACUGAGCAGAAUCCAUCUAGUUAUGAAGUUGUUUCUAAGUGUUUUUUUUGGAAGCACCUUAAAAACAAACAAACAAAAACUUGAAUAAAGCAAGCUGCAAAUGAGGAAUGUUGCUAUGAGCAGGCAAAAUACUUUGAAAGCUUUUUGUUGCAGACGUUUAAACAUAAGGGUGUUCUACAUCCCUGAGCAUACUUACUACAAAGUAUAAGCUACAGAAUGCAGAAUAGUUGCAUUACGUUAUCACAGCUGUGAGAAUAAAACAAGGGCAAGCUGAAAUAACUGUCCCCAAAUAAGUGAGUCCUCAUUCAGUUUCUCAUGGCUCUGUUCUUGUAGGACAGUCCUUCCUAAUGGCUUUAUUGGAACUUAGCGACUUUGAGUGGAAAUUUUAAGUGAAAUAUUUGAAAAAUCUAUUCAAAAAGCCUAAACAAAUCACACUCUCAAUUCCUAAUGGUGCAUGCUAGAUGUCACUUGAUUUCAUGCCUUGUAUUCUGUCUCAUGCCUCAGAUCAUGAGAAGUUUGUGGUUAGGAUUUAAAACCUCACAGCUAGAGCAUUUCUAGAACCGUGGAAAUAAUUGCAAGAGUUGCAUUGUACUCUGCUGGAGUUUGUUUCAACUCCAUGUUAAGUCCUUUCUCUAAACUGGAAAGUAUGAAGAGCAAAGUAAUCUCAGCAUUUUUUUGUAAGUAGUCUUACAGUUUUAGGGGACAAUGUACUGCCUUUUGCUUUGGAGCUAGAAUACAAUCUUUGUAUUUCUGAACAUACUAUGAAUAAUAUAAUAUGAAAGUCUCAUCCUGCACUAGUCUGUAACCUCCAGCUUUGAGAGGUGCUGAGAAAAGGCAGCAUACAGGAGAUAGAACAGAGUUCACAGAGUGGAGAAAAGCCUUGUUUCCUCUCUUCUCUGCUUCCCACGCUCUUCCCAAAACCUUUCUUCUCUUUUGCAGUUUGGAGGGUGAGGGGAGGAAACAAACAUGUAUCAACAUUUAAGAAUUAACAGAUUUAUAAACCUUACAAAAGGUUCGGGAAACAUAUUUUUCUAUUCUUCAAACUGGCAACAGUGACUGUAGAGCUUCUCAGAGCCCAGAAUCCCCUCCUUGCAAAGCCAGGGAGCUGGGGGCUGUUUGUAUAAGAGGCUGGGAAAGGAAAAUCCCUGUGCAGGUCUAAUGGUAUGGAAAGUGCUCAGCUAGGACAAGUCUUAACUAGCAGUCAAGUCUUAAGGAGUUUUCUAAUGUGUAGGGGUUUUGGUUCCACUUACUUGUCUUGUAUAAUCUUCUUAUUUUUCUGUUCCUAACUACCCAACUCCAGUUUCAUGGGCUAGUAGCGAAUGAGAAUGGGCUGUAGCUGAAGGAAAGAACAUGGAUUUCCUGGGCUACCACUGCCUAUGAACUUCCCAUGUUAGGAUACUAGAAAAGUCUCAGCUGUCAAACCACCUGUGAAUCCCCUUGAGUCCUCUGUCUUGUCUCUCACAGUCUCAAUCUCUGUGGUUGACUGUGAGCACUGGAGCCCUAUUUUUUUUGGAAUCAGUCUCCUGAGGAGAGUGCUUGCUCUGUUCCUCUCUUAAACAGAGCUAGUGGAGACCUUGGGCACAGGACAGGUUGGACACAUACUAGUCAGUGUGGCACUGGCAUGCUCCACAGAGUGGAUGCUGAGGGAAAUCGAGGCCUCUGUUUCCAUUUAGUUUCUGGCAGUUUGAUGUUUACUUGGUGUCCUUCAUGUACUUUGACUUUUACUUGUCCAUCGUUGGCAUGUGCUGCCCUUCCCUGUCAACUCCCUUCCCCAGGAGGUCUCAUUGUACAGUGCCCAUUCUUGUUCUCUCUCUCCUUGUUUGGAUGUACUGCUCUGUGUAACUCAGUGGGUCUCCCUCUUUCUGGUUUGUUUUUUUCUAGAUUCCUGCCGUUUGUUCAUCGUUGUGCCUAAAGCAUGUCGAUGUGGCGUUCAAGUACAUCGUCCAAAUCCUUGUCUCUUCAGCUUCUCUGAUGCUUGAACUCUCACCUUUGACCUUGUGUUGACCUUUGAUGCUGAUGUGUAUUUUUAUUAUGUUUGUUUCUUUCUUUGUUUUUUUUUUUUUUGUGCUGCCAAAUUGGUUUUGCUAGAAAGACUGCUGAAGGGGGAAUAUUUAAACUUGCAUUUGAAUAUAAAAGAAUUUCUAUUUUUCUAGACCUUCGUAAGAUAACCACUUGAUUUUGUGAAUCUGAUUCUUUGUAAUUGUCUUCAGAGCAGCCUUGCUAGCAUACCUUGUGGAGUGUUUGUAUUUCUGUGAACAUACAGCCAAUCACUUUCUAGGCUUAGUUUUUUCUGUGUGCUUAGUUUUAAAAACACAGUUUUGAAGAAAAAGUCAAUUAUGUCGUGUGAUUCGAUUUUUGAGGAGACUUCCUAGUCACAUUUUGCUGAUCUGGUUUCUGUGCUUGAGGAGACAGCAUGUGUUUUUUGAGUUCGAACUUGUGACUUGAGUGGCAUCAGCAGAAAACACUUGAACUACAUUUUCUUCCGAUUGUAGCUACAUUUUUGCCCUUGCAUUCAUUGAUUUUUUUUUAUUUUAUUUUUUCCCUCGCUUCCCUGUGUGAUUAUCAGUCUGCAGUGAAAAUUUGAUCGAAGUUGAUGUUGUAUUUUGUUAAGCCCCAGCAUGCUUGUUUUUUUCGUAACUACAAUCUCCUCAGCAAAAUGUGAUGUUUUUGUUUUAUUCUUUCAAACUGAGAUCAUGCCCAGAAACGUUUUGCAUGUUUCCUGCUGUUUUCUUCACACCCUCGUAUAUAUCACCUUCACCUCUCUGUUUUCUAUAGUUUGUGCAAAAACUGAGCAAUUUAAUGGGUUUCAAAGGUAUCCUUUUUAAAUUGGUGUUUUUGGUAUGACAAAUAUCUGAUCAGAAGCCACCUGAGGGCAUCUACCUGUGCACUUAGACUGUCUGCCUGACAGAGCACCUGGACAUUGUUCCAUCUCCAGCACUGUCAGAGGCUCUUGGGGGCUGGGCUACACUGUUCCUGUAGUAGGAGUCUUGGUGGAAGGGGAUAGCUGGGAAGCAGGAAGAUGGGCAAACUUCAUGGUGUUUCUAUUACUAAAGUUCUCUGAAGCUAGGGCUCCUUUGAAACACUCUUUACUAGUACUUUAUAUAAUUCAGGGCACGUUUUUAUGAAACCCAGCCUCAGCUUAAUACCAUCAAUCAGACUCUGGUGGUGGUGGCAGGAUCCUGGAAAGAUCUGGGGUAGCUCUUGAAAUAAAGUAUUUGAAAUAUUCUAGAGAAAGCAUUUGUAAACCUAGUCAUACAACUGCUGGCUCUUUUCCCAAGUGACAAGCACAAUACGACAGCCUCUGAAGCUGUUACCUGAACAGGGUACCAUCCCCAGCUGUCUUCUCAAGGGCCUUAGCUGGGGAAUCUCUACGGAGAUUUUUUAGUUUUUGUUUAGUUUUUAAUUGGGUAAUGAGCUGAGCGGUUUUUCUGGCUUGCAGAAUGAAUGAGAACAGAUCACUGCUUUCUGCAUGGCAGGCUUCCCCCAACCCUACUCAAGAUCUGCACAGGUAGAAAGUGGAAGGUAGCUUUUAGUUGAAGGCGCCUGAAGGGUGUUGUGCUGUGGUGAAGUUUCAGUCAAAAGGAGAAGAGAGCUAGUGUAGAUAUCUUAACAGUGUAAAAUAACAUUAAAUGAAGUCCCAGGAGAAAGGAGUUUGCUGAGAAAAUUAAUUAUUUUGAUUGGAUAGAAAUCAUACUCUUGUCCAGUGUUUGGGAUAAUGAAAAUGCAGUGAAGAUUCCAUCCCAAUCCUGAGUUGGCUGAGGAUACUAUACCGUUGAUAGAUACUAGUUAGAUCUGCGUAGACAGUCUUUAAGAAGCUGAAGGGACAGAAUAUUUUUGGGAUUUGGUACAUAUACCUGGGAAUGAAGUGUGAGGCUGGAUGAGAAAAGGAUAGAGACUUGUUUAUUUUGAAGGUAGGGUUGUGGGCUGGCUGCUGUUAGUCCCACAGUCUGAAUGCACAGGGCUGGGUGUCAGUGGGGACACUGAUACCCUGCAGUGUAUUGAGUAACUGCCAAUACAUUUCUGUACGUGCGCAUUUGGUUCCGUAAGGAACUCUGGGGAAACCUGUGGAAAAAUAUCUGAAGAAAACCAAAAUGCCAAACGUUGGAUGUUUCUUUCCUUUCUUAUUUCCUUUCCUUCCUUUGGUUGUUUUAAUUGUUCUAUGGUGGUUUUAAUGGAUUUGAGACAGUGGAGCAGCAGCUGCCUUUCUGAUUUUUGGCUGCUUUUUGUGAAUAAUUUAAAAAGAAAAUUUACAUUUUGGAGACAAACCUGUGGGCUUUUUUAUUGGUACAAACAUUGUAUUUAACACUAGGGGUUUUGUACAGUUUUUUGCCUUUUCUACUAGAAAACAAUGUAAAGUGAUUCACAAUGUGAUGAGAAAACAAAUUGCCACUAUGACCAAAUGUAGAGUCUGUUCUGCAGUAAUGGGAUUUAAUCAACUCGAAGUCGUGGUUCAGUCAUAGAAAUGCUUUUCUUUACCUUGUUUGAGCUGUUCCUUUAUUUUUCUUGUUUUGAUUUGCAAAACAAAAUGUCUUUUUGUGUGAAAUUGUGUUGUACUCUGUAGAGAAUUAUGGAUUUUACUUCAAUGGUUUAAGAAGCGGAGGAGCACAUUUUGCUUUUCUGAUGGCAGAGCUUGUGUAGUGGAUUUAAAAAUGAAAAGAUUUGUUACAAGUUUGGAUCAAGCGAGUAUGUGUUAAAGGAAUUUUCUUCCUUUUGUGUGUGUGUUGUUUUUUUUUUGUCCCAAAGGGCAACUUAAAGCUGUUUUAAUUGCACAGACACACCGACAAUAAGUCAUUUUGUAUAUGCCAAGUGUGGUACCUUCCUUUGUUUAUUUGCUAUUAAACUGUUUGAGAAGAGUCCCUGUGUGUUGUGUUUGUGUCUUAAACUUGAGGUUCUUUUUGGGUCCAGGUGUGGGAUGCUGAGGAGAGAUGAGAUCUGUCUUUCACUUUCUCACUCGUGAACUACAGAAAUUUUUGUGAUCCAAUGUCACUUGUUCUGGAUGCACAGAACUGCCUUCCAUGCUGAUCAGCUACUUUGAGUACAGUUGAAAAUGUUUUUAUGGUUAUUUAUCUUCCAUUUGUGUCAUUUCCUGCUCAAGUCGUAAACAUCUUGGAUAAUGCUUUUGUGUGGUUCACUGGGGAAUGAGUUGUAGACAUAUCCAGCCUCACACCCUGCCCAUGCAGUGUGCUUUGUGGUGUUUGAAGGGCUGAUUAACUCCAGUGUAACACCAGACUUGAGCUAUAUAUGUGUGCAUGGUGGUAUGUAAGAUUGAAUAAGCACUCCUGGAGAAGUCAUCUCGUUCUACUCCUACAAGCCCCAUACCUUCCACUCCCACCACCUCCUUACCACAGACAAGACUAAGUUUGCUGAACUUGUCCUAGUUCUGCGACGUGGAGGUGUCUGCAGCCCCUCGUGCUCCUGCCCCUGGAAAUACUACUCCGGGAAGUCCAAACAAGUUAGGAUUUCCAUUAAAACCUCUUAGAGUUUUAUAACACCUCAGGCGUUAGUAGCUCAGGUUUUAUGAUAUGCAAAAAUUUGUGAUAAGCAAAGCCUGCUUUGCUUUUAGAGCUGAAGUACAAUAAUUACUUGAAAUGUGUUUUCUAAAGGUUAAUAUUUGCCAUAGGCAGAAUAUAAUUCAUUCAGAAACUUGACACUAGUUUGAUGUUAGUAUUGCCCCUCUCAGAGGGGAAAGUACCACAAUGACCAUGACUCUGCUAUGUUUGUGAACAUUCUACAGUUAGUAGGAUCUUUCCUUCUGCUGGCUUCCACCUCAGAGUGCAAGCACAUUCAGGGGAAGCCAUAUUCCUCUUCCAUGUUCUUUUCCUCUAUUAAAUGGCAUACUUGGUUUCAGCCCAUUACUUCCUACAUAACUGUAAAUCCGAGAGCACUUGCAAGCACCAGGACUCACUGCUGCAUUCCUUCCUUUGCAGUGCCCCAUUGCAGAGUGAGGCGCCAAGCCACCUGUUGCAUCGUGUGCUGGGAUCAUUGCAGUUAAUUUGCAGCUGUUGAGAAGGGAGGCUGGAGAUAUUUCAGUUCAAAUAUGCCUGAGGUGAAAGAUGGAGAGAAACAAUUGAAUCAGAGAAGUGGCUUGCUUAGUUGGGAUGGAAGAUUCUUUCUUGUGCAACAAAGAUGGCAAGCCCUAUCUUACCCAAUUGGUUAACAGCAGCUUUGUCCAUUGUAACUUAUGGAACUGAUGGUAGAUCCCUCUGGAUAGAUAGCAUUCUUUUUUUUUUUUUUUUCUUUUUGAAGGUAUUUUGUUUUGUUUUAGCCUUUGGAAGUCCACCACCACCAAUCAAUAGACUAUUAAUCUAUAAAUAAGAGCCAACAUAUUAGUCUCUGAAAAUUAUCAGCAUUUUACAUAGGUUCCUAAAUUCAUCAAUAUCAACAGGAAAACACAAAUCAGUGGAUUAAGUCUUGAUAUUGAAUGUUUUAGGAUAAAUUGUUUUCCUUUCACAUUCUCCUCUAGCUCUCACUACUUGUUUUGACUCCAGGCUCCAAUAUUCCUGAUUUUUACCACCAUGGCCUGCUGUCUUCAUAUGGCCAGGAGCCACAGGGCGUUAUGAAAAGUAAUGGGCAAGGAGAUGAACAGCUCAGCAUGGUCACUGUUAGAAAGUCAAUAUGUGUAUGACUAUAGCUUCACAGCUGAGAUACUGGUGAUUUCCAUGCCAGGUGAGAUACUGUGAUUUCCAUGCACCUUCAAGCUUGCUUAUUUGUAGUUCCUGAGAAGAAACUAUUGGUGGUUUAAUAUAGAAGCUGUAUUUGUUUCUCAUGUGAUCUAGAGCAGUCUUGAGCCGCAUACUGAUCACCCUGCCAUUAAAUUCUCAAGUAUUGGUAGUCAGUAUGUAGGUGAUGCUAUCCACUUACUCCUCCUUAUUUAGACAGAUUUAUUGGGCUCAAAGUGGUAUCAUCCAUAUCACAGUAUGUUUCUGCUUAUUGAGGAUGAUUAGUUUGAGCUUGGUGGUUCUCCAAACUCUAAGUUAAGUUUUCAGCUUGGCAGAUUAUUUUAGUGGAUUCUUAGGAGACUAAGCACUGUUUCAUUGGAGUAUAGCACGCAACUCAAAAGCAAGGAAGUACAGUAUGAUCAGCAAAAUGCAGGACAUUUAAGUUACAGACAGGUAUGAAAGUGAAGUAGUCUGCUCCAGCAAAGAAUUAUGUGAUUUUUUUUUGUUUUGUUUUGUUUUUGUUUCCCUUUUUUUGAGUCCUGACUGACUUAAUUCUUUUAUGGCUGCUGUCUCUGGAUCUCUUAAGUUUCUACAAGUACAAGUAGAAAUUCAAUGGCCACACCAUUAUUACUGCUUUCCGCAGGGAUCAGUCUUCAUCCUGUGUCCAUCCCAUCACCCACCUCUGGAGAGGCAUAUAAAAAUCACUGCAGGAAGGAGGGUUUUUUAUAUUCCGAAUCAGGCUUUUAAAGAAACCCUGAAAUCUAAGGGAACUAGAUAAUUUUAACAGUGUUGGCUUUGUGCAUUAACUCGCUCUGUGUUAGCUUUUCUUUCCUUCACUCUUCUGUAGGUUUUUUUUCCAUAGUUUACUUCCAAAGUUUGAGUAUACAGAGGCUCUGCUGAAACACUUCCUAGCACAUCACCUCUCUGAAAAACAAUGCUAAAUUAAAUGAGAUUACCAAAGAGUUUAUAAGCUCCCAAAAGAAAAUAAGCCUGAUGGUAUCAAGAUUUCUACCAUUGAAGAAGUACAUAUUUUCAAUAGUUUUCUGAUUAAAAUUUUGGAUAAAGGCAUGGAUGGAAUCUCCAGACUCUGAUUCCUUAUUCUUGUGUGUCCUGGUUUCUCUAAGAGUAUUCUGUCAGGAAGUCUCUUUUGGGUUCGUGUUUCCUUAGGCAGCCAUGACCCAGACCAGGAUGAUCCAAUCAGCAUUCUAUCAGUUAUUGCCUUUGCUUCAGACAUCAUAUUCAUAUAGAAGCAUGGAUGUAGCUGGAGAUAUGCCUGCUUCUGUAUAGAGGUCUGUUGUUGAAACUCUGAAUUACCAUUUCUUCUCUUUGGCCAGGAAAAGACUCAGAAAACUGUGUCAGGGACUUCUGUAUCUGAAAAACUUUACAUGUCCCUAAUGUAUCUUCACACCCCCCACAGUUAGGUAUCUCUUCUUCUGAAGGACAGAGUAAGUCUAUAGAUGGUUCAAAGGCUGGGUCAAUUAAAAAUGCAUACCGGAUCAAUGGAGGUAUGAAACUUGCUUCCUAGAGUAACCAGUCUAACUUUACUCUGUUAAAGAUAUACAGGAGAAUUAAAAGCUAUCUUCAAAUUGGGCUGAGAGUCUUACGUGGAGCAGAAGGUGCAGAAAUGUAUUGCCUUAGUUCAUUGUUAUUCAUCAUUACAGUUCAGAGAAGUCUGGAUGUAGAACUUCAAAAAUGCCUUUAACAAAUCCUGUUGAAGACAGAGUACCAGCUCUCCCUGGAGCCUUCUCUUCAGGCUGAUCAGCCCCAGCUCUUUCAGCCUGUCCUUGUAGAAGUGUUCUAUCCUUUGGAUCAUUUUUGUGGCCCUCUCUGGAUGCGCUCUGCUGUCAGGCAUGUUGUUGCAUGUACAGUGUACGUACUGGAAUUUUUGGAUUCCUUUUUUAAAACAUAACCUACUUCUUAGAGUAUAUAUUUUUCCUAGAGAUAAAAUGCUAGCUGAGCGUACUACCUCCCAGGCUACCCCAUCACCACAGUGCUUUUGCAAAAGAAAAUGGCAAGUAAGAAAAGAGGCAAACAUAACAUCCCUGUGUCUGCAGCUGAUUGUCUGUCUCUCUGUGAGGUAUUUAUAAGCUGCAUACUGGCAGGCUGGGGUGGGCAGUUGGCUCACUCUGACCUUGGAGGCUGGAAGCCUGACCAGCAUUCCUGGGAGCCACGUGAACCAGACUGGCAGGAACAGCUGCAACCAAUGGAGAUGCCUAGCAGUGGCUGCUCAGAUUGAGUUUCACUCCAGUCACUUGAGAUUUUUCUCUUUCUCCCCCUGUUGUGCUUUUCGUCUUUGUUUAUGGGAUUGGACAGGCAAGUGCACUGAUGUAGUCUUAGUGAGCAAGACAUUCGUUUAGUGGAUUUGGGAUUCUACCUUCAUCACCAAACAGCCACUUCUUGCCAUUGCCUUCCACAGCUCCAGCUGCCUGGCAUGGCUGGGCUUUUAUAGCUCCAAGCUUUCUGAGCACACAACCUGCCCUUCUGUAAUUAGGGCAUUUUAUGUUGUGUUCUCUCAGGCUCUUCGUUUUUGCUGCAUUUAGAGUUUAGUAUAUGAGGCUUUUUAAUGCAUGGGAGAUGGGUCAGGACCAGACAAAGCAACAGAUAGAAAAAGGACUCCAUCUUUACCAAUCUAAUCAAACUGAAAAGGCUCUGCAAGUCUGGAUGAGGGUUUUGGAGAAGUCUGCGGAUCCUGCUGGCAGGUUUCGCGUUUUGGGUUGCCUCAUCACUGCUCAUGCAGAGAUGGGCAGAUACAAAGAUAUGCUGAAGGCACACCAUGUGAUGAAGCUUCAGAGAAAGUUCGCAGUGGUGCAGAUUGACACAGCACGGGAGCUGGAAGACCCUAAUUACCUUACAGAGGGCUAUCUAAACCUGGCUCGCAGCAAUGAGAAACUCUGUGAAUUCCAGAAAACAAUAUCUUACUGUAAGACAUGCUUGAACAUGCAGGGUACCACUGUGAGCCUGCAGCUGAACGGCCAGGUGAGCCUCAGCAUGGGCAAUGCCUUCCUGGGCCUCAGCAUUUUCCAGAAGGCUUUGGAGUGCUUUGAAAAAGCUUUACGCUAUGCACACAACAAUGACGACAAGAUGCUGGAGUGUCGAGUCUGCUGUAGCCUUGGGAACUUCUAUGCCCAGAUAAAGGACUAUGAGAAAGCUUUGUUCUUCCCAUGUAAAGCAGCAGAGCUGGUGAAUGACUAUGGAGCAGGAUGGAGCUUGAAGUACCGUGCAAUGAGCCAGUAUCACAUGGCAGUAGCCUACCGGAAACUGGGGCGCUUGGCAGACGCCAUGGACUGCUGUGAGGAGUCCAUGAAGAUUGCCCUUCAGCACGGUGACCGGCCUCUGCAGGCACUGUGUCUGCUGUGCUUUGCUGAUAUUCAUCUCAGUCGCAGAGAUGUGCAGACAGCCUUUCCCCGGUACGAUUCUGCCAUGAGCAUCAUGACAGAGAUUGGAAACCGCCUGGGUCAGAUCCAGGUGCUGCUAGGAGUGGCUAAGUGCUGGAUGAUCCAGAAGGAGCUGGACAAGGCUCUGGAAAGCAUUGAAAAGGCACAGGAACUGGCAGAGGGACUAGGGAACAAGCUGGGUCUGCUGAAGCUCCACUGUCUGUGUGAAAGGAUCUAUCGCACAAAGGGGCUGCAGCGAGAAUUGCGUGACCAUGUAGUGAAGUUCCAUGAAUGCGUGGAGGAGAUGGAGCUGUACUGUGGCAUGUGUGGAGAGUCUAUUGGGGAGAAGAACAACCAACUGCAGGCGCUGCCUUGCUCCCACUUCUUCCACUUGAAGUGCCUGCAGACCAACGGGACGCGGGGCUGCCCCAACUGCCGCCGGCUGUCGGUGAAACCCGGAUACGUGUGACCGGGACUGCGGACACGGCCGGGCACGGGAACCGCGGGGCCUCCUACUGGGGGAAAUGGGGCGGCGGGGCGCUUCCUCGGGCUGCCCUCAGCGUCGCCGCCUUGGGCCGCCUCUCCGCGCACUUCUGUACGCGCACUGACUGGAAUAAACGCUACCGCCGCCACCA
Gallus gallus (chicken) is the source of this 14772-nucleotide messenger RNA. RefSeq names its product receptor associated protein of the synapse (gene RAPSN). The transcript is spliced from 9 exons. Lineage: Eukaryota; Metazoa; Chordata; Aves; Galliformes; Phasianidae. Gene Ontology annotation, molecular function: acetylcholine receptor binding; protein-membrane adaptor activity. Gene Ontology annotation, cellular component: synapse. Bases 13314 to 14606 code for a protein of 430 amino acids. The record is from RefSeq and is a predicted model, not a curated record. Gene Ontology annotation, biological process: chemical synaptic transmission.